AUGGUCGUUGUUAAGCAUUGUUUUUUUCUAGUUUUUACGUAUACUUAUAUCAAACUGAUCUAUAGUGAAAAUUUUCCAGUUUUUAUUCAUGCUGAUCAAGUAUUUCUUAAAUGUCCCAAUGGUAAACUCGAAUCAUUGAAUAACACGACUAGUAUUCAUUCAACUUGCAUACAAAUAGAACAGUAUGAACAAUUUAGUUUGUUUCAAUUAUUUAUUCAAUGUCCUGAUGGACGGUUACAUCUUGAAUAUAAUCGUACAUUGACUUUUUAUGAUCAAGCUUCGGAUUAUUCAAUAGUUAAUCUUCAACCAAUAUGUUUUAUCAAUCAUCAUAAUCAGUAUUUUAAGCACAAUCAAUCAGCUCCUUAUGAAACUCGUUAUACAUCUGAGAAUGGUACAUUGACACAAACAAUAUCAUUUCAAUGUUAUUAUAAUAUAACAAUGAUGAGAAAUGAAAAUUCAAAAUUAAAUGAAGAAUUUUAUUUAUUUUUUAAAUUAAUGAACUGUAGCCUUUGUCGAUAUUUAAUUCAAUUUACGUCUUCAAAUAGAAAAUGUAAUCAAUAUCAUCAACAAAUAUAUAAAAUACAAGGUCAAAUAAAAAAUUCAAUAUGUUAUUAUCAAUUAGGAGUCAAUUCAUCAGAAAUUUCUUUAGAAUAUUUCGACCAAUUAACAGAUAGAAAUCUUUCAUCAAGUAAACAAUCUUUUCAUUCAUCACAAUUUGUUAAUCGUACAAUUAUCAUCAUUACUGCAUCGAUUGCUGCUAUUUCUCUUCUUAUAUGUCUUGUCAUAUUCAUAGCAAUGUAUCCAUUUGGUCUAUGUCGACUUUAA
Rotaria sp. Silwood2 is the source of this 825-nucleotide messenger RNA. NCBI's taxonomy places the organism in Eukaryota, Metazoa, Rotifera, Eurotatoria, Philodinida, Philodinidae. The record is from the annotation of a GenBank genome assembly.